AUGGCCCUCCAUGGCACAGUCCACCACCACCACCACCACCACCACCACGCCGGCAAUGCACCGCCACGCCCAUCCGUCUUUCCUCUCCUCCACCUGCCCCGAGAACUCAGAGACCAGAUAUACCACCACGUCUUCGCUCUUCAAAACAACCGUUGCCAGCGCCCCAUCGAGCGUCGCAAUUUAAAGUACUUCACACCCACCCCCGCCGCCAUCCUUCUCAUUACCCGCCAUGACUACUUUCUCCUCAAUCGCCAGGUCGCCCGUGAGGCGCUCGAGGUCCUGUUCAAGCACCACACCGUCUAUCUGAGCUGCGGGCCCUUUGUGCUCAAGACGCUGUUUGAAAAAAUUGAAGAGCCAAACGGGCCCGGCAGGCAAUGGCUCAAGUGGCUGAGCAAGAUACAGCUCGACUGGGAGACGCUGCCCAACCUGCGCAACUAUCCCCCAGAACGCGGCGAGGGAAGAAGCGACGAGUACUGGGAGUACGACCAAGUAGAAGUCGACGUCGACUACAUACGGGGAGCCUACUACAACGGACACUUUGACGAAUAUGACCACGAAGGAGAACACUACGACGACAACCUGUACUCGCCCCCAAACAUGCCUCUGUAUCCUUCAUUUCGCCAACCCGCUGCCUCUGCCGCCCCCAGUGCAAAUGACCCCUUUGGCCUCGCAAGCCACUAUCCCUUUACCGACCCCACUCGCGAUCCCGUCCACGAGGCCUCUGCCGCAGACAUUGCCACCAAGCUGCAGCUUCUCGUGUCCCUCGAGGUCACGCCGCUCUUUUCAUACCUUGCAUCGCCGACGUUUAACCUCAGCAGCAUAUCACUCCCAUUAGCCUUCAUAUCCCGUGAGUCGUACCACCACCGCAAUCUGUCGCGUCCUGGAUACGCACUACCCGUCAAAAUCCGCUACUGGAUCGAGGUCUGUGUACACGCACUGCUCAUGCUGAUAGCGCCACACGUCUCUGACACGCCGGACUCGACACCCCUGGACGAGGUGCGCAUCAGGUACGCGCCCACAGACAUCUGGGCGUCGAUGGAACCCACCGACGACCUGCGCCGCAUGGCCGAUGCGGGCGUGUGGUUCGACAAUCCCGAUCCCGGGCAAGACGUCGAGCGCCCGGGCGAGGGCGAGGCCUUUCGCGCCGUGUGGGAAGGCAUCAAGACACGCAUACCGCUUGAGCAGAGGGCCAAGCUGGGCAAGCGACUUGGCCUCCAAGCCUCGGUCAACUUUGUGCCUUGGGACGGCGACAUUGAUAACGGCAGGGUUGGCGACGAGCUCCAGGUCAUUUUUACCAGGGAUACGCUGCUGCCACGCGAGACCACGGCCUAGGAUCUGCCACGUUUUGGGACAUGGUCACGGUACUUUUAUGAUUGGUGCCUGAGCAGUGUAGACCUCCAACGUUAUGGAAAUUACUUGUUUUAGCCCAACCGAAGCUUUACUCUCUUGGUCCUAUAACACAUGCACAUAACUAUUGUGAAUUGAGACCGUUGAAAAAAAAAUUCAAGUAGGCUCU
Messenger RNA from Exserohilum turcica Et28A, 1516 nucleotides. RefSeq lists its product as uncharacterized. The transcript has 2 exons. Bases 1 to 1332 code for a protein of 443 amino acids. The record is from RefSeq and is a predicted model, not a curated record. NCBI's taxonomy places the organism in Eukaryota, Fungi, Ascomycota, Dothideomycetes, Pleosporales, Pleosporaceae.